AUAACGCGUAUAAACUUAUCACGUAAUCAUUACGUAAGGUAUCGGGAACGAACUUUUAAGGGAAAUAAGCGACCGGCGAAGGGACGUUCCUAAGAUGAGCGGGUGUCGGUUGUUUCGGUGACGGUUCUGAUUUGCCCACCAUUCAUGAUUUGUGAUUUUUUUAGGGGAUUAUCCUUCAUAAUGAGAAAAAAGUGCCAGUUACGAAGGAAAAUGUACGAGAGCUCGUGCUCGUAUCAGAGUGCCCUCGAACUCAAACGUAGUGGAAGUGCCGCGUGCCCCUUAACCAUUAAAACCGAAGAGUUCGGCACCGCCGCGGACUGGCCCGCGUACCGAUUUUGCAAUCCGAGCACCUUCGAACAGCUCAAGCAGAGCGUCGAAAAGGCGAAGGCCGCCCUUCAGGACCGGAGCGGUUUUCUGGGGGCCGGUAGUGCUUUUAGUGAUUUGUAUAGUGGUGUUAGUAGUACAGGAAGGACCCAAGAUAGUCUGCAGGAUUCGAGCCGAUUACGCGAUACCGAUGUCGACAUUAAGAGAUCGUCGCAGGGUACCGAUAAGACGUCACAUUCGCACCUCUCCCCUAAGGGUUACAAUAGUAUUUCGGAUACAUUAAGUCGAUCCAAAUGUGAUACUUCCUACAAGGGAUCAUGGAGCACUCACGCUGCCGCACCAACGCAAGGUGAGUAG
Molecule: messenger RNA, 681 nt
Organism: Photinus pyralis (common eastern firefly)
Lineage: Eukaryota; Metazoa; Arthropoda; Insecta; Coleoptera; Lampyridae
Exons: 5
Coding region: 145-681 (178 amino acids)
Source: RefSeq, a predicted model, not a curated record